Anopheles merus is the source of this 6118-nucleotide messenger RNA. Its product is annotated as FH1/FH2 domain-containing protein 3-like. Gene Ontology annotation, cellular component: cytoskeleton; cytoplasm. The record is from RefSeq and is a predicted model, not a curated record. Lineage: Eukaryota; Metazoa; Arthropoda; Insecta; Diptera; Culicidae. Bases 1386 to 5669 code for a protein of 1427 amino acids. Gene Ontology annotation, biological process: actin filament network formation; cortical actin cytoskeleton organization. Gene Ontology annotation, molecular function: actin filament binding. The transcript has 13 exons.
AAGCGUACGAGCUUUUUGGCCUUUCAACCGAACCGCUAAGUCAGUCGCUGAAAGAUCGUUGCCGCGGAAGCUUUGAGCCGAUCGCAAGCCGGGGAACAACGUACGUUCGCGCGUGCGAGCCUAGAUAUUUCGGCUGUUUCGAGAUCGACACUCGAGAUUGAAUCGACGUUAUCGCGCGUGACAGUGAAGGGAGAAGGGAGUAGUAGUAGUAGUAGUAGUAGUGCAACCACCAGUUGCCUACGCAGCGCAGAAGGGCAGCCUUUUUGGAAGGUACAUGACAGCUUGCAUUGCACUGCAGUGACAGGCGUUAUUGACUCCCUCCAAUUGAGACCUAUUGGAGCUCGCUUGGAUUGAGCGAAUCGCCAGCCGCGAGAAGAGAUGCUGUGCUGGAGCUUGGUGCAGAAAAUAGUUGUAACGCUGCGGUUGCGCCCAGACCAAAAGUGUUAAGUGAGCACGAAAAUAGAACCAUAUUUCACGGCGUACACCCACAGCAAAACGAGACCCUGCCUCUUUUGUGCGGCGGAUGGAAGCGAAAUAAGUGGUGCAAUUUGGAUGGUAGAAUUUAUGGCCAUAGUGUACAAGAUCGAUUGUGUUUCGUUGGCCACCAGAGCGGGGUGGUUGCUCUAAUUUCACAGUGCACAAGUGAUGGAGUGUGAAAAUUGUACCGUGAAAUCUUCCACCGUUUUAAACCACUGGAUCUCGUUAACAGUUGUAUUCCUGUUCUAAGAAGCUUCUUACAAGCAUAUCCAAAGUGUGUAUUUCUUCUGAACGAGCGUUUAAAAAGUGCUUUUUGUUCUACCGUACUCAGUGUUGCAAGGGCCACAAGCUUUUUCAUAUCACUUUCAGCGCCGAAACCCGAAGCCACGACAUUGGAGCACCGUACCGUAUUGGGUUUUGCAAAUCAUUUCCUGUGGUGGUUUUUGUAGUGGCUGCUGUCGAAAAAAAAGGGAUGCACCAAAUAUCUGCACUGCACAUUCGCGUAUCGUGGUCCGUGUAUCUGUAUGCUGUUGCAUUGCAAGGUCCAGAAAUGGUACAGCUGCAGCACCACUGUUAACGUGUGCUAUUUUCAUCUAAGUGUGUUUUGUAUGUGUGUGUUUGGGGGUGUAUUGGUGUGAUACUCCGUUCACGGCUGUUGCGUUCACAGUCAACGCAGCGUGACCGCGACAACCGUCAAACUACUGAUGUCCUUUUUUGCUAACCGUGAUGAGCACAGAGAACGUGAAAAUUGCAGAAAUCUAUUCGCUGUUUGUGUGAGUCGUUGCCCAAACGAAUUGCGGGACAGGGCAGUUGUGUGUGCAAAUUGUGACCACAGAAAGCGGUAGCACAAAUAAAAAAGUGGAGCUGAAAAGUUAGGACACAGUGAAAUCAGCCAAAUCAUCGACAGAAUGGAGCCGGACGAACUAAUCACGAUUCGGGUCCAAUACCUCGUGGACAGUGACCCGUUCAACAGUCUGUCCAUGUAUCCGAUUCCGUCCCGGGCUCCAGUGUUCUCGUUCGCCAGUGCCGUACCAUUGGCAACGCAGCUCGGAGCGCUGCUGCGCCAUCUCGGUGCUCCACAAAGGCUUGAUGAUGCGGCACUACAAGUAUACAAAGACGGAGACUAUGGAGCAUACCUCGAUCUGGAAUCGUCGCUGGCCGAACAAUCCGAAGAUAUUGAAGGGCUCAACGCAAACCGCAAAAACUCCCUGGUCGUCCGUACGCAGCUCAGCGUCCGAGUUCACUCCAUUAUCGAAAAACUUCUUUCCUCCGAAGGCCGCGAACUGCGACGGGUGCUAUUUUCGUUGAAGCAAAUCUUCCAAGAGGACAAAGACCUGGUGCACGGAUUUGUUGCCCACGGGGGUCUCAACUGCCUGGUGCAGAUAGGCAGCGAAGCGGAUCAGAACUAUCAAAACUACAUUCUGCGAGCUCUCGGACAGGUGAUGCUCUACGUGGACGGUAUGAACGGUGUGAUGAAACAUUCGCCGACCAUCCAGUGGCUGUACUCGCUGAUCGCGUCACGCUAUCGGUUGGUGGUGAAGACAGCGCUCAAGCUGUUGCUUGUCUUUGUCGAGUACUGUGAGGGCAACUGCUACUUGCUCGUAAGCGCCAUCCGAUUCAUGGAUACGGCCCGCGGCGUUGUGCCGUGGAACAACAUCAUGCGGCUUCUUAAGGACUACGAAAAUGCCGAUACCGAACUGUUGAUCUACGCUACAUCACUGAUCAACAAAACUCUGUCGGGCUUGAGCGAUCAGGACAGUUUCUACGACGAGAGUGACUUCCUGGAGCAGCAGGGCAUGGAGGGCAUCAUCCAGCGAUACAUGUCCCGCCCAGGCACUGAUCUCGAUUUGCUCGAUCAGCUGCAGUUGUACGAGAGUGUUCUGAGAUUCGAGGAUGGUGAGUGUGACGGUAUACGCAUACCGGAUAACACUGUGCGUAAAACGCUUCGAUAUCGUUCCACUGGCAACGAUACGACCGAUCGACGGAAAUCGCGUCGACAUAGCACGGGAACGGCUCCACCCCAACCGCCUUCAGUUGCUCCGCCGCCUCCACCACCACCUCCACCGAUGCCAGCGUACACCAUGUACUCGGCACCGCCCAGUGGACCUCCACCACCACCGCCGCCCCCAUUGCCUCCACCAGUGGUUCCGGUACAGCUGUACGGAGGACUCCAGCUGCCCGGACAACGUCAACAGGAUGAGGACAGUUCCAGCUCGGCUCACAGUGGUGAUCACCUGCCUGGCUGUGGAUAUCACGAUCCGUCCCGUGACACUACCGGAGUAACGCCUGGACUGCGACGACGCCGCGAACGAGCCGAGCGGCAAAUGAACUUAAUGCGCGAACAGCAAGAACUCGGUCAAUUCCCGAACGGCAUUGUGCCAGCCGGAGAAGAUGGAAAUAAUGCAACCAAUGGAUAUCUCGCGGGACAUCGAAAUGGUGCAAGCAACUAUCGCAGACAGUCUGGCGGUACCGGACCACUCACGAACUCGUCGCUGCUAGCACCGCCAACCAUCCACGAAGAGGACAAACUUCAGUUACGUCUCAACGGCGGUCUAACCUCGUCUGUGAUUUUGCAUAAGCAACAACCAUCUAAUCAUAUAGAACACACGAACAUGCAUGCUAAUGGGCACGGUGCAGCCAACGCUACAUCCCAACUGGACAGUGUCGAGUAUCGCAAUAGUCGUAAUCUAUUGCUCAAGAAGCAUGGCACUAGCGGUGGCAGUAUGGCGUCUGUCUCAAUCUCCAACGGCACCGCCCCUGAUCGGUAUAAGGCAGAUCUCAAUGGAAAUAGUGUUAGAAGUACACGCACCUGUACCGGCGUGUUGUCGGAACAGGACGACGAAAACAAAAGUCCCAAUAUUAAGACACAGAUGAUGGGGCUAUCGGUUGCGUACGGGAAGCAGCUAGCAAACGGUAAGGAUUCCUCCGACACGAGCUACCAUCGACGUUCUGCCACGAGCACGGCCUAUGAACGGUCGAAUGGUUCGUUGAAUGGAGGCCACGUUGAGCCCAAGGGGCAAGAUCUCCCACCGGUUCCAGCAGAAUCGGAUAACGAAGAUAAGAAGCUAAUUCUACAGCUAAAGAAGGACCAUACAGUGAAAGAUUUGACCCAGAAGCUAAGCUGCCUACCGCUAAGCCCGCAAGAGGAGAAGCCUCAAAAUCGUAUCGGUGACAUGUCCGGCCUGAUUUCCAAAGCUAAGGAAGGGCUGGCUAAGAGCAAAAGUAACAAGGACAUCUCUCGAUCGCCCAGCGUUGACAAUGACAUCAAAAAGCUUGCCAACGGAGAACCGAAAAAGUCCGAAAACGAGCUCCACUGGGAAGAGAUUGUGAAGAACAUGACGCGCAAGCUGAGCCUGUGUGAUCUGGACUUUACCGAUCUCACCUCGGACGACGAUAAGGAUUUGCUGGCUCCGCGGGGCUUCGGUGGAGCUGUACCACCGCCGCCACCUCCCAGCGGUAUGCUGAUGAACGGUAUGCCCCCUCCACCGAGUAUGAUGCGCCCGCCACCGACCAACCUGGUACCGCUAUCAGGCAGCAUGAUGAAUGGUAACGGGCUGCCCCAACCGAACAGCUUGGACGGGUCGGCGGCCAUUAAGAAAAACAAAAAGACUGUGAAACUGUUCUGGAAGGAGGUGCGUGACGACAUGAUUCCUGCCGUUAUUCAGCGCACCAUCUGGGAUGAGUUGCCCGAAGCGAUUGUAGACACGCAAAAGCUGGAGCAUCUGUUCGAAUCAAGAGCCAAAGAUUUGAUGACAAAGGAGAAGCAACAGGAGCUAAACAAGAACAAGGAAAUCAUCGUCCUGGACCAUAAGCGCUCGAACGCGAUCAACAUCGCCAUGACGAAGCUGCCUCCCCCGAGAGCGAUUAAGGCGGCCAUUCUGAAGAUGGACUCGACCGUCGUAACACGCGAAGGCAUCGACAAGCUGCUGAACAUGCUGCCCACCGACGAGGAGCGGUGCAAAAUCCAGGAGGCACAGAUGCUCAACCCAGAGCUGCCGCUCGGCACGGCCGAACAGUUUCUGCUGACCCUUUCCUCCAUCUCCGAGCUGGGGGCUCGGUUAAAGCUGUGGGCGUUCAAGCUGGACUUUGAAAACAUCGAGAAGGAAAUUGCCGAACCGCUGAACGAUCUGAAGCAGGGCAUCGAGCUGCUGAAAUCGAACCUCACCUUCAAAUGCAUCCUGUCGACGCUGUUGAACAUUGGCAUCUUCCUGAACGGUGCACCGGUGAAGGGUUUCCAGAUCGACUAUCUGGCGAAGGUGCCCGAGGUGAAGGACACCGUGCACAAGCACUCGCUGCUGCACCAUCUCUGCCACAUGGUGAUGGAAUCGCAGGCCAACACCACCGACCUGUACUCGGAGAUAGGGCCGAUCACGCGCGCUUCCAAGGCGGACUUUAACGAGCUGGCUCACAACAUCGUCUAUCUGGAGACGGAGUGUAAGGCGUCCUGGGACCGGUUGAAGCUGAUCGGCAAACACGAUACCGCACCGCAUCUCAAGCAGAAGCUGAUUGAUUUUCUGGCCGACUGUGCCGAACGGAUUAUCAUCCUGGACAUAGUACAUCGGCGGGUAUUGAACAGGUAUCGCAAGUUCCUGCUAUGGCUCGGUGUGCCCCAGCUACGAAUCGCCGAAUCACGGCCGAACGAAUUCUGCCGGAUAGUGUCUGAGUUUGCGCUCGAGUAUCGAACGACGCGCGAACGGGUUCAGCAGCAGAUCGAGAAGAAGGCCAACCAUCGAGAGAGAAACAAGACUAGAGGCAAGCUGAUUGUGGAUGUUGCCAAGCUCAAAACGCAAGAGGACCGGGCGGAUGACGAGCUGCGCACGCUGCUUGGCACACCGACCAAGGGCCCCGGUGGAGAUGAGGUGGAGAUGAGCGGUACAUUAACCUGGCGCCGGCGUCGCGGUGACGCGACAGCAUCCCCCGUCACGCUCAUGAACUCGCACCCUACCGUACCCAGUCCGGGGCAGAACUCCGUCUCGGUGAUGGGCGGACGGGACGAAAGCUUCACCGAUGGCGACGAUGAGAUAUUGGAGUCGCUAGUGAAAACGGCCACCAAAACGGCCACCCCGCGGCCAAUGCAAAGGGAGCGAAAACGUACGCGCCAGGCAGAUCGGAAAUCAUUACGCCGCACGCUGAAGAACGGAUUAUCGGAGGAGGAAAAGCAACAUGUAGCCUCGUUAAUAAAAGGAUAUUGAAUUCGGGCCGCAUCAUCACCCGCACCCAGCUGGAAACGGGCAGGCGAGGAACCGCGGGCGGAUCGAAGGACAUUUGCGCUGCGGGCUGAAUCUAUGUGAUGGGUGUGCGUGUGCCUAUGUUUGUGUGACUGAACGGCUGCUAUGCCGCUGUACCGUGGACAAAGCGCUGCUUCGUGAGAUGUUCCAAGAUCGAUACGCCUCUCCAGCACCAGCACUUUGUUCCGCUUGAAGUAAUUCCAAUGGGUGGGAUCAAUUCGAGAAGCUCACUGUUUCGCGAGCGUGAAACAGAUCAUUUUAUAUCACUAUAACCAAAAUGGAACCGAAACAAACUUAGCUAGGCCAAAUAAGCAGAUAGGCGGAACCGAUUGGGAUGCCUUUGGGAUGGGCAAUAGAGAGAGCGAGAGAGAGAGAGAGAGAGAGAGAGAGAGAGAGAGAGAGAGAGAGAGAGA